Messenger RNA from Danio rerio (zebrafish), 924 nucleotides. Lineage: Eukaryota; Metazoa; Chordata; Actinopteri; Cypriniformes; Danionidae. The record is from RefSeq and is a predicted model, not a curated record.
CACGCCAAAAUGAGGCACGUGAGAAUCUUUCCAUAAAAUGUGUUUAACAUAUAUUAUACGUAACAUUUUACCGCUUAAUUAAUGUACUACCAAAUAUAAUGUCCAAAAACGUUGGCGGAAUUCGCUUAGAGUUAUAUUUUACUUGACAUUUUCGUACGGUUCUCGACAGCGGUCCCGCAUCUGAAACGCAAUCCGAUUCAAUCUGAAGAUUAUUUGGCUUCAUCUGAAAUUCAAGGUCUCGAGAGACACGUUGUACGAGGCCGUUAAGGAGGUCCAGGCCGGUUCCCGUCGCAAGAAGAGAAAGUUUCUUGAAACCGUGGAACUCCAGAUCAGCUUGAAGAACUACGACCCUCAGAAGGACAAGCGUUUCUCAGGCACUGUCAGGCUGAAGACCACCCCGCGGCCCAAGUUCUCUGUCUGCGUUCUUGGAGACCAGCAGCAUUGUGAUGAAGCAAAGGCCGCUGAACUGCCACACAUGGACAUUGAGGCUCUUAAGAAGCUCAAUAAGAACAAGAAGCUGGUCAAGAAGCUGGCAAAGAAGUACGAUGCUUUCCUGGCCUCUGAGUCUCUGAUCAAGCAGAUUCCUCGUAUCCUGGGCCCUGGCCUCAACAAGGCAGGAAAGUUUCCCUCUCUGCUCACCCAUAAUGAGAACCUGGGCACCAAGGUGGAUGAGGUGAAAUCCACCAUCAAAUUCCAGAUGAAGAAGGUUCUGUGUCUGGCUGUGGCCGUGGGUCAUGUGAAGAUGAGUGAGGAAGAGCUGGUCUACAACAUCCACCUGGCUGUCAACUUCCUGGUGUCUCUGCUGAAGAAGAACUGGCAAAACGUCAGAGCUCUUUACAUCAAGAGCACCAUGGGAAAACCACAGCGCCUCUACUAGAGACUCUGUUCCUCAGUUUUCUACAAUAAAUGUGGAGUUGAUCCGAA